This is a messenger RNA of Labeo rohita (rohu), 2224 nucleotides long. Its product is annotated as prenylcysteine oxidase-like. The record is from RefSeq and is a predicted model, not a curated record. The transcript is spliced from 6 exons. Gene Ontology annotation, molecular function: prenylcysteine oxidase activity. Gene Ontology annotation, biological process: prenylated protein catabolic process; prenylcysteine catabolic process. NCBI's taxonomy places the organism in Eukaryota, Metazoa, Chordata, Actinopteri, Cypriniformes, Cyprinidae. Bases 245 to 1735 code for a protein of 496 amino acids.
GCGUGCGCAUGCAACAUCAUGCGCUUUUGUUGUCGUACAGUAGCCGACAGAAAGCAAAUAUGAAUGCAAACAGCUUUUACUUGAUCUAAACCCACUGGAUAUUUUGCGUUUUGAUUUCUCCUUUUUUUAAGUAUCAAAAUCGCCGAGAGUUGAGGAGAACUGCAUAACUGCUUCUGUAUUCAUUUAGCCUGAAUGCAUGUGCAUCCUCUGUUCAUCGAAGGAGUUUCGUUUCUUAUAAACAAACAUGAAUCAGUAUCUCGUUGUUCUUCUUUCUUUUGUGCAUGUAUUGGCGGAUCCGGAUUUUGCCAAACUUGAUGGUGCCCCGCCUUCUAAAAUAGCUGUUGUUGGAGCUGGAAUCGGAGGAACCGCCACGGCUCAUUUCCUUAGGCAACAUUUUGGACCGGAAGUGAGAAUUGAUGUGUUUGAGAAAGGGUCAGUCGGUGGUCGUUUGGCUACUGUCACUGUGAACCACCAGGACUACGAGUCCGGUGGAUCCAUCAUUCAUUCCCUCAACCUGCAUAUGCAAGACUUUGUCCAGCAACUGGGGCUGAAGUACCGCAAGAGUGUGGCUGGGAAGACGGCAGUGUUUAAUGGAGAGGAGUUUAUUUUGGAGGAGACUGAUUGGUACCUACUGGAUUUGUUUCGCUUGUGGUGGCGCUAUGGGAUCAGCUUCAUCCGCCUGCAGAUGUGGGUGGAGGAGAUCAUGGAGAAGUUUAUGAGAAUCUAUAAAUACCAGGCCCAUGGCUAUGCCUUCAGUUCAGUAGAAGAGCUGCUGCACUCUCUUGGGGGUUCAGGAUUUAUCAACAUGACCCGCCGCUCCCUUUCCGAGUCUCUGUUAGAACUGGGCGUCUCCCAGCGCUUCAUCGAUGAAGUCAUAGCUCCGAUCAUGAGGGUCAACUACGGCCAGAACAUCAGCAUCCCUGCAUUUGUUGGUGCUGUGUCUCUAGCUGGUGCACAGGCCAAUCUCUGGGCUGUGGAGGGAGGAAACAAACUGGUUUGCUCCGGACUGCUUAAACUAGCAAAAGCUAAUCUCAUCCAAAGUCCAGUUACGACCAUUACCCUCCGAUCAACAGGAGAUUACCAACAGUAUGAGCUCACCUACGACUCUCAAAAUGAAAAGUCAUCCGAGCUCUAUGACAUUGUAGUAGUAGCGACGCCUCUCCAACAAAACGUCAACUCGGACAUCUCAUUCCAAGGCUUUGAGCCACAACUUCCUGAUAUAUCGGGCUCCUACCACCAAACUGUGGCCUCCAUCAUCCACGGCUACCUGAACUGCACUUACUUUGGCUUUCCCGACCCAAAGCUGUUUCCAUUUUCCAGCAUCCUUACCACAGACACUCCCGGACUUUUCUUCAACAGCGCCGCCAGCGUCUGUCCGGUCAACAUAACCUCCGGCUUCCGCCGAAAGCAGCCUCAAGAGGCUGGAGUCUACAAGGUCUUUUCACCAAAACCCCUGGAGAAGAAUGAACUGAAGACACUUUUUAAGUCCUACUAUUCCGUGCAGGUCACAGAUUGGCUGGCGUACCCUCAUUACGGAAGCACCCAGGGCUUGCCACCGGUGGUGCUGCACGAAAACCUGUACUUCCUGAAUGGAAUCGAGUGGGCUGGGAGUGCGAUGGAGAUGAGCUCGGUGGCAGCUAAGAAUAUAGCACUGUUGGCCUAUCAUCGUUGGAACAGACAAUUGGAAAUGAUUGACCAGAAAGACCUCAUGCACAAAGUGAAGACAGAAUUGUGACACACCCCGUAUGUCAUUAGAAAGACACUGUGAAGUAUGAGAAGACGGAUUAUACUUGUCAGACCUGUUUGAGACAGAAAAGUAAGCAACAGCGUGUUUUCGAUUCCAUGCAACACGGUUUAGGUUUUAGUUUUCCUUUUUUGAUGCAAGAUGCAAAAAUGGUGAAAGCAGUGUGGUCUCAGGCUAAACGCUCGAUCUGUAUCAGACGGGUAAUGCGUGGGAUGAGUUCUCCAUUACUGACCAACCUGAUGCAUCUGUAAGCUUACUUAUUAUGAGCUAAUGUGUUAAAGUGAAAACUUUGCAUGGAAAGAUGUGAAGGUAAUUUUCCAUUUGUUUAGGGUUUUUUUCUUAUGUUUGCUGAAGACAUCUUAUAGUUUUAAAAGUUCAGAUCAAUCUUGUGUUUUACAUGCUACGUAUGUGUAAAUGUCACUGGGCUAGGAAAAGUAUUAGCAGGAUUUAUAAGAUUUAAAAACUAAUUAUUUAUUAUGA